This is a messenger RNA of Mastomys coucha (southern multimammate mouse), 6606 nucleotides long. RefSeq names its product POU domain class 5, transcription factor 2 (gene Pou5f2). Gene Ontology annotation, molecular function: RNA polymerase II cis-regulatory region sequence-specific DNA binding; DNA-binding transcription factor activity, RNA polymerase II-specific. NCBI's taxonomy places the organism in Eukaryota, Metazoa, Chordata, Mammalia, Rodentia, Muridae. The coding region runs from base 5334 to 6341 and encodes 335 amino acids. The transcript has a single exon. Gene Ontology annotation, biological process: regulation of transcription by RNA polymerase II. The record is from RefSeq and is a predicted model, not a curated record.
CCCAAGUUGGGCUGGUCACUGGACCUCCUUUCCCUCAGUUUCUUCUCCAUUUUUUCCCUGCAGUUCUUUUAGACAGGAACAAUUCUGGGUCAGAGUUUUUGAGUGUGGGAUAGCAACCGUAUCCCUUCAUUUGACCCUGUCUUUCUACUGGACAUAGACUCUACAGGUUCCCUCUCCUCACUGUUGGGCAUUUCCUCUCAAGUCUGUCCCUUGGAGUGCUGAGAUUCUCUCACCUCCCAGGUCUCUAGUAUAUUCUAGAGGGUUCCCUCCACCUCUCACCUCCCACCUCCCAGGUCUCUAGUAUAUUCUAGAGGGUUCCCCCACCUCUCACCUCCCACCUCCCAGGUCUCUAGUAUAUUCUAGAGGGUUCCCCCACCUCUCACUUCCCAUCUCCCAAGGUUGUAUGCUAGACUUUUCUACAAUGCUACCUUUACUUUUUAGAUCCAGAAGACUGUUCUGUGACUAGUGUCUAUAUUGUUUCUUUUGUGGUUGCUUUUUAUAUUGCUCUUGAACACUGUUAGAGAUUGUGGCCUAUAUCUGCCUUUCCAAGAGAAAGUACCUAGCUUACCAGAUGCCCUUAGUGGGAAAAAUAAAGAAUAGCACAACACAGGCUACCUUGCUUUUUUCUGUCUGAAUUUAGCAUCAUUCUUGGCUGGCACUGAUAAUUUAACUGGAUUUUAAGAAGAUUAUUGCAUUGAUGAUACUACUAGAAAUCUAGGGCUUCUCUUAGACUCUAGUUUUACUGGCACACCGUUUGCACACAUACAAAACAACAACAACAGAAAAAAAAAAUCCGAAAACUGGUGUCUUUGAUUUGAAUAGAUUCACACAGUAUACCCUGGUCAUAUCAUCUGCACCCAAGUCUCUAUUGAUCUUCCCACCUGCCGUCCCCUCCUUUCCACCACAUCUUCCAGAUAGUCUCACUUGUGCCUUCAUCUCAUGCACUUUUUAAAACAUUCAUUUCCUUUCACUUUAAACAUAUGAGUGUUUACCUACAUGCAUGUAUGUGCACCAUGUGCAUACCCUAGAACUGGAAAUAUGCACAGUUGUAAACACCCGUGCACAUGCUGGGAACCAAUCCUGAUCCUCUGCAAAAACAGCAAGUGCUUUUGAAGCAGUGAGCCAUGUUUCCAGUUCCUCAUUUUGUACAAACCCUUUUCUACAUGGAUCAUGAAGCCCUUCCUAAGAGGUGCAUUUAGAAAAAAUGAAGUGAUUCCUUUCUCAAUGAAAUAGCUGACCAACAGUAUGACAUUAAGUUAAUGAUGUUCACCCUCACAAACUAUUGUAUUUUUUUUUCACUUAACUUAUUAUCCUCAGAACAGUGUGGAUAGCUCAGGCAGGCAUUAACACAUUGUUUGGCAUAUACAUACAAAAUACAUGUGUCACUAUCCUGUGUCUCCUAGCUGGAAAGCAACUACAUCAAACACCAGCAAAUCGUUUAAAGCAGCAAAUGUAUCUGAAAGUUCAGGUGAGAAGGAGAUGAUGUGUCUCAGCAUACAUAGGCAAGACCUUCCCCAAAAGGUAAGCCCCAUCCUAUAAGGGAAUUUAUUUCCAAAUCAUCUUCCACCAUUUCCAAAUUCUCAAUACCAGUGGAUCCUAGUAGUUAUAAUUGCCUUCUCAGAAUAAGAGAGAUUUAAAUAAAACUCAAGAAUACAAAUACUCAUGUAAAUCCAUUUAAAUGCAUUUACAUUUCCAGUUAGAGCAUCCAUUUCAGAGCACUACCAUUAGUUCCAAAGACUAAUAAUAGAAAGCAACUUCCCCUUGGGUAAGUGUGGCUGAACUGGGCUUCUAUCAGUUUAGCUUCUCUUCUCCCUCCUUCAGAUGCUAAAUACCUAGGAACCUGUGCUUCACAUCCUUCCUCUGUGAUUCCUAUGGAUAAGCAUGGCCUGGUUCUUACUUUAUAAUCUAGUCACUUAGGAAGAGUCCCACAUUUGCUGAAGGUGACAGUUUUGACUUUCGAACUCUACAGUCCAUGUAGUACUGUUAUCUGGGACAUUUCCACCUGCUGCUUUUUCUUAUCUCUGUUAUGCCAACCAUGUUCCUUCUUCUUUCCUCUGAUCACACUAUUCCCAUGGUGCAUUAAACAUUUAAAGAGAUACCAAAAUCUUAGGUCUAUAAGUUCAGUUCACUUUGUAGUCCCUCCCCUCCACCCCAUAUGCAAAAAACAGGAUAUGUGCACAUUAGCAAGUGAGAGUAACUGAAUAUAAAGAAAGCCUUAAUUGAGAACACCCAAAUUAAUUUUAAAACUCAUCAAGCUAAUAUAGCCUCAUUUUUAAAUUUAAUGUUUUUAGCCACUCUGUUUUAACUCGUGUAAUAUAAUAAAGCUUAGUUCAAAUGCAUUUGAACUCAUCAGUUUUUUUUCCAACUCACUGAAAUAUUUCUAUUCAGCUAUUGUUUUUAAACAACUAAUGAAUCUUUUAUCUCUGCAAGUGAGACAUCUUUUUCUAUACAGAUCUUAAUAUAUAAUUGCCCUGUCUCUCUUUUAUCUCUCUUUGUGUUCCACCUUAGCAAACACUGGUUACUUUGUGAAUUAUGGGUUGGGGGAGCAUACAUAUAUAUGUGGAAAGAAUAGCUAUCAAUAGUUAUUCUUUAAUGAAAUUCCUCACAUUGUAAGCUGGCUUUUAGAGGCUGUCAUCCACUCUGAGGCAAACUGGGAGUCUUUUCAGCACUGGUGCCUCGGAGGUUGGUUCAUUUAUUUAAAAUUUGUUUUCCUAGCAACACAAAAAUAAAUGAAUAAAUAAUAAACAGAUUUUUUUCUUUGUACUGUGUGCCAGGUAUAGUUCUGAUGCCAGGGAUCUCGCAGUGAAUGAGUCAAGGAUCCUACCUUUAGCCCAUACUUAUUACAUAAUUUGAUAAUCUUCAGAUAAAUCAGAUACUCAGCCUGCAGAUAUGGCAGUAGAUUUGCCGAUUCACAACUUCAAGGCCAUAUCUACGAUUUCACUUUGUGUAGUUUUGAUUCUGAUUUCUCCUCAAGGUAUUCCCCUCACUGAGAAAGGGUUAUCUGAUAAGUUCCUUGUUGAAAUAUAACAGAUGAAAGAUGAGAAGCUCCUGAGGGCAAGCUUCUUGUUGUCUCAUUGGCAUCAUGUUACUUUAUUAGCAGCAUAAAGUUCACCAUUCAGCAAAAAGAUUAUUGUAUAUUGUAUUAGUCAGGGUUCUCUCAUGUUCUAGACUUCCUGACUCUUCCAUGAAUGUCCUUAAACUGAAGAGACAGAGACAUAAAAGAUUUGUUGCUAUCCACUCCAAUGAUGAAGUAAAAACCUGAUCAAGUAUGGCAGAAGCAAUCCAGGCCUCUUUUCUGCCUGGGCAAGGGUCUCCAGGAGUGGAUCUCUACCAGAGUCUCAUGGCUGACAGGAAGUGUGCAGCAGGCCUCUUUUAUUCUCUGAGUUCUUUGUGUGUGCCAGAUACUACUGUAGACACAGCAGUAGAGAAUCAGACAAUGGACACAUAGACAAAUAUUUAUUAGAUAGCAGUAUAUGCUAAGCACAAAGUAAAAUAUGUAAAAUACAGUUACAAGGACGGUCGUUUGCAAAGAGUGGUGAGAGGUGUCCUUUUCUCGUGGUACUGUCUGAACACACGCCUAAACAGUAAUGAGACAAAGAGGCAGGGAGAUUAUUUCAGGCAGGAACAGGGGCACACGGGGACAAAUGAUAUUUAUGAGAAAACAACAGGUUUUCUUCUUGACCCUGAGUGAAGACUAGGGAGAGUAUGUAAUGAGGCUGAAUUGGGUAGUGUAAAGCUCUGUGAGCAUCCCUCCAUGUCUCCUGAGAAAAUGGGGGGCUGGCUUUGGAAGAUGUUUGAAGAGUAAAGUGAUACCAUUAGGUUUUCUGUGGUUACUUUUGGAUUAAGUUUGGAUUGCUUUGAUGUGAUUUUGGAAGGUUAUCUAUAGUAGCAAUAUGAAAGAUGAACCUAAAAGAGAAGCAGAAGAAGAUCCUGCAGCCUAAGUUAAAUAAGUAAGGGAAGGCAUGGCCAAGGCAGCAAGAUCUAGUGUUUUGAAAGGUGUAGUGUACAGGGGCUGAUGCCAUAUUGAUAUGAGAAAACUGAAGAUCAGCUGGUGUCUGAGUGAUGGUAAUGUCAUGAGCCCUGUGGCUUCUGGAGAAAAGACACAAAACUAGUGUAAUUUGGGCCAGCAGAAAUACAGAUAAGGAAGUCAGAAAACCAGUCAGAGAAUACUUGGCUGAUGCUUGCACAUACAUUUUUGAAGAAAGAACAAAAGUAAAACUUAUACUUGCAGAUACUGCAGAGAACACUAGUAGAAUAUAGAUUUUUAUAAUCCUUUAGAUUUGAUAGAUGGAAGACAAGAAGACCAUUUUAAGUAGAGACAGAGCUGUAUUGUAGUUGGCUUAAAGAAUUAUAAAGCAUGGGGCUGAGAUCUUCCAGUCACUUCAUCAUCUUCUUUAGAAGCUUUGGACAUGAUGUUAGAUCUUUCUGCUCUUCAUUUUUCCUACUUGGGGCCUAGAGCUAUAAGCCUGAGCUAGGGCAUUAAUAAGAUCUUUGUAUCUCUGGAGGGAAAGAGGCCUUGGAUAGAAAAACUUGAUGUUGCUGAGUUGCUUUGUACAAGGGUCAUUCUCAGUGCACAACGGCAGGUCGUGUCAGACCAGAAGUCAUGUUUCCAAGGGGGAAAAGAUGACAGAGUUUGUUUUCUACUGAGUGAGGAAGCUUGGAAUGGGAAGCAGGGUUAGAAUGCAUAUUUGCAGGAAUGGUGGGAGACACAUUAAUUUCAUCCAGAAGUUCUGCCAGUGAAGGAGUGGAGUGUGGUGGUACAGUGUGAGAAUAUGUCUAGAAUCUGACUCAGAAAACUGACCCUAGUUAAAACUGAAGCUUGUGUGUGUAAAGUUCUUCAGGAAUAGGGACUGGGGGUAUGCACAGGAUGUACUCUUAUCAUGAAGAUUAUAGAGAUGGAGUAGUUAAUGGAUGAACAGAUACUGUCAACAAUGCUUGAAAUAUAGAUGGCUAGUUGGUGUUCAUGAAUCCAAGAUGGUGGUUCAAAGGGCAUGAGCGGAAGGAAGGGGACACCUGAGUUUUUGAGAGCUUAAAGUCGAUGCUUGGGUCCCACUCAAGGAUCAGAUCCAGGUAGUGCAUGAGUUAGGAGUUGAAAACAACGGUCAGGACAAGAGGCUCCGUGUUUUCAAGCCUGGGGACUGAAUGAGUUACCUCAGUCUCCAAACCCCAGCUUCCAAACCCCAGCUUCCAAACCCACUUUGUUCCAGUGUCUUGCUUGCAAUGUUGUCUCCGCCCACUGGGGGGCGGGGCUCGAGGGCGAGGCUAGUGGCUGUUCAGAAGCCUCGAGAGCCAUCAGUUCCUACCAGACUCUUGCUGGGGGUCCCAUCCACCCCAUGGCCGGGCGCAGGUCUUCAAACGUCUUCCCUCUCCCUGGCAAUAGUGGCGGUGGCCUGGAAGGGCCAGUUCCCGUGCGAGUUGACACCCCAACAUGGUUGAGCAGCCAGGCAGCCACAAGCAGGUUAAUGGUGCGGCCAGGUAUGGGGCCAGGCAUCUGUCCAGGCCCUGAGGUGUGGGGAGUGCCUCUGGGCCCCUCACCUUAUGAAUUCCGAGGUGGGAUAGCACCCUACGGAGCUUGUGAGACAAGGGCCUGGUCCCAGAGUUCUUCUGAGGACACCUGCCCAGGACCCUACAUCGCCUUGAGGUACAUGCCAAAUUUGGCACUGCCAGAGGACGUUUCAGCCAUACAGAAAGAAAUGGAGCAGCUGGCCAAGGAACUGAGACAGAAGAGGAUGACCCUGGGGUACUCACAGGCCGAUGUGGGAUUCGCUGUGGGAGCUAUGUUUGGGAAGGUUCUCAGCCAGACGACCAUAUGCCGCUUCGAGGCCCAGCAGCUCAGCCUUGCCAACAUGUGGAAGCUGCGACCUCUGCUGAAAAUGUGGUUAGAGGAAGUAGAUGAGAAGAACCUUCUGGGCAUAUGCAGAAUGGAGAUGAUCCUGCAACAGGCCCGGAAGCGGAGACGUGCAAGCAGAGAGAGACGCAUUGGGAGCAAUCUGGAAAAACUGUUCUUGCAGUGUCCAGAGCCCACGCCCCAGCAAAUCAGCUAUAUUGCUGGCCGCCUCCGGCUGCAGAAGGACCUGGUCCAAGUGUGGUUUUCUAACCGGAGCCAGAUGGGCAGUUGGCCAACCAGUGAUACCUCCCGGAGGGAGAAUGUGGGGGCAACUGGGCCUCCUUUCCCAGGACCACCAGUGUGCUUUCCCCUGGCACCAGGGCUCCAUUUUGAUUUCCCCCACUAUGGGGGGUCAUGUCUUACACCCCUGUACUCCACUACCCCAUUUCCUGUACGAGGAGCCCUUUUGUCUGCCCCAACCACCACUCUGGGCCUCCCCAGGCUGUCAAGCUGAGGGGCCUACCGUGCAGGGGAAUGAGAGAAUAGAGAGAAGGGGGUUUUGUUUGAGCAUUAGUUCAGUUCUCUGACUUAGCGGGUGUGGGUGGGAGGUGUUUGCAGAAGGCUUGGGAGGGAAGUUAAAGCUUAGCACUUGCUUCUUUUUGUUUUUACCUUUGUUUGUCCCUGGUGUUGGCAUUACAAUAUAUUUAUGGCUUUAACGUUUUGUUUCUCUUUUUAUUAUUAAUUAAAGAUGUCCAUUGUUCCUUAUUGCUAGCAGGAAA